This is a messenger RNA of Oryza sativa Japonica Group (Japanese rice), 2096 nucleotides long. NCBI's taxonomy places the organism in Eukaryota, Viridiplantae, Streptophyta, Magnoliopsida, Poales, Poaceae. The record is from RefSeq and is a predicted model, not a curated record.
GCACUAAUUAAAAAGCCCACACGCGACGCGACACGCCCGGCGAGCCGCGCGAGCGCGACACACACAGAGGAGGAGGCCGCGCGCGCGACGCGAGCUCGCCCUCUGCGUGCGCCGCCGCGAGGUCGCCGCCGCCGCCGCCGCCGUCGAUCGGCGCCCGAUCGAUGGGGGGCUGCUACUCCGCCUACGCCUCCUCGCGCAAGCUGCGCGGCCGCAUCAGCAAGAUCUCCCUCGUCAUCCCCGACCCGGUCCCCGACGCCGAGGCCGCCUCGCCGCGCAAGGACGGCGUCGAUGGCGACGGCGACGACGUGAGGGGUGGUGGUGGUGGCUGUGACGAUGGCGGUGACGUCGUCGCCAUCGCGACGACGACGGCGGACGAGUUCGCGCGGCGGUACGUGCUGGGGAAGGAGCUGGGGCGCGGGGAGUUCGGGGUGACGCGGCGGUGCAGCGACGCGGCGACCGGGGAGGCGCUGGCGUGCAAGACGAUCCGGAAGCACAGGCGCCUGGCGCCGCCGCGGGUGACCGCGGCGAAGGCGGCGGCCGCGCACGGGGAGGACGUGAAGAGGGAGGUGGCCAUCAUGCGGCGCAUGUCGUCGGCGUCGUCGUCGCGCGGGGGCGGCGCCGCGUCGUCCGCCGCCGUGGUGCGGCUCCGCGAGGCAUGCGAGGACGCCGCCGACGGCUCCGUCCACCUCGUCAUGGAGCUCUGCGAGGGCGGCGAGCUGUUCGACCGCAUCGUGGCGCGCGGACACUACUCCGAGCGCGCCGCCGCCAACAUCUUCCGCACCAUCGUCGACGUCGUCCAGCUGUGCCACUCGAACGGGGUGAUACACCGCGAUCUGAAGCCGGAGAACUUCCUGUUCGCGAACAAAUCGGAGGACUCGCCGCUCAAGGUCAUCGACUUCGGCCUCUCGGUGUUCUUCAAGCCAGGCGACCGGUUCACGGAGGUGGUGGGGAGCGCGUACUACAUGGCGCCGGAGGUAUUGCGGCGGAGCUACGGGCCGGAGGUGGACGUGUGGAGCGCCGGCGUCAUCCUCUACAUCCUCCUCUGCGGCGUCCCUCCAUUCUGGGGAGACAACGACGAGAAGAUCGCGCAGGCGAUCCUCCGCGGCGCCAUCGACUUCAACAGGGAGCCAUUGCCGAGGGUCUCCGCCAACGCCAAGGACCUCGUCAGGAGGAUGCUUGAUCCUAACCCAUCCACCCGCCUGACGGCCAAACAAGUUCUUGAGCAUCCAUGGCUGAAGAACGCGGACACGGCGCCGAACGUGUCGCUGGGCGACGCCGUGCGGGCGAGGCUGCAGCAGUUCUCCGCCAUGAACAAGUUCAAGAAGAAGGCUCUCGGAGUGGUGGCGCGGAACCUGCCGGGGGAGGAGGUGGACAAGUACGUGCAGAUGUUCCACCACAUGGACAAGGACAAGAACGGGCACCUGUCGCUCGACGAACUCUUGGAAGGCCUCCACAUCAACGGCCAGCCCGUCCCCGAGCCCGAGAUCAGGAUGCUACUCGAAGCCGCGGACACGGACGGGAACGGGACGCUGGACUGCGACGAGUUCGUGACGGUGUCGGUGCACCUGAAGAAGAUGAGCAACGACGAGUACCUGGCGGCGGCGUUCAACUACUUCGACAAGGACGGCAGCGGGUUCAUCGAGCUGGACGAGCUGCGGGAGGAGGUGGGCCCAAACGAGCAGGCCAUCCUGGAGAUCCUCCGCGACGUCGACACCGACAAGGACGGCCGCAUCAGCUACCAGGAGUUCGAGCUCAUGAUGAAGUCCGGCGCCGACUGGAGGAACGCCUCCAGGCACUUCUCCAGGGCCAACUUCAGCACCCUCAGCAGGAGGCUCUGCAAGGAUACUCUUACUCCCUGAUGAUCGAUGAUGCCCAACAAUCUCAUCAACUUUGUUUCAUCAAGGCUUAUAAACUGCACAUCUUUCACCUUCACCAGACAGGGAUAACUAGAGAGAGAUACAAGACCAACUUAGAGAAAUGUAUUGGAGUGGCAACACGAUGCGAUGCUGCGCUUGGAUUGUGAAAUGAGAAAUGGAACUGAAAUGGGGAUCGUACCGGUUUUGCUACUCUUUCGGUAAAUGGGUAUUUUUGUUUGC